UCAAACUGAACAAUAUAUAGAGAGUUUUGUGGGUGUUAGAGUUCUAUCUUGGAGGGAUAUUUAUUGCUUUUUUUUAGGAUUGCGCGGUUCCUCGGAAACGUGAGCUCCGUGUAACUUCAGUUCUGGAUCUGUAACGAUUUUGAAAAGAACACUGUCACCGGUUGAACAGCAGUGUUGACAUGGCAAACAUGAAAUCCCGCAGUGAGGAUGAGGAUGAGGAGCGUCAUUCUACAGACCCUGAUAACAGAGACCCCAAAAAUUCCAAAAAGAUGCUGGGCAAAGUCAAAUGGUCCCGGGAAGAGGACGAGAGACUCAAGAAGCUUGUUGAGCACCAUGGUACCGAUGCAUGGAGAUUAAUUGCAAAUUAUUUCCCAACAAGGACAGAUGGCCAAUGUCAACACCGCUGGCAGAAGGUCCUCAACCCAGAGCUGGUAAAAGGGCCCUGGACAAAGGAGGAGGAUCAGAGGGUGAUAGAACUGGUGCAUAAGUAUGGCCCCAAACGAUGGUCUGUCAUCGCCAAGCACCUUCAAGGCCGCAUUGGCAAACAGUGUCGGGAGCGGUGGCACAACCACCUUAACCCUGAGGUGAAGAAGUCCUCCUGGACUCAGGAGGAGGAUCGCAUCAUAUAUGAGGCACACAAGCGCCUUGGUAACCGAUGGGCUGAGAUCUCAAAGCUGCUACCUGGAAGGACAGACAACUCCAUUAAGAACCACUGGAACUCCACCAUGCGUAGGAAGGUGGAACAGGAGGGCUACCUGCAGGAGAACAGGAGGGGCUUCUGCACUGAGCAGCCCCCAAAGAGGCGCCACAAACCCUGCCCUUCCAUGGAUCACCUGCACAGCCACAGCCAGCAGCUCAUCAACGGCCAGUCCCAGCUGGCCGGAUACUCGUAUGGCUCUGUGAGCAGCCAGUGUAUGGACAGCAUGGCAGAGAGCUCCAGCUUUGUGUCGCCGUGCCAUGACGAUCCUGACAAAGAACAGCGAAUUAAGGAGCUCGAGCUGCUGCUUAUGUCAGCCGAGAAUGAAGUCAGAAGACGGUCCGGCCCUCGCAACUCUGAGAACUACUCCAACUGGUCCGACAGCAUGGCAGACGAUACCAUAACCACCACGGGGAGUCUGGAAGAGGGGGGUGUAGCGCUGUGCCGUGUGGAAAAGGGUCGUGCUUCAUCCGUGCCACUGCACAUCUCGCCCAGCAAGUUCCUGGCAGUGGAGGCCAGUGCCGUGCUCUCCACCCUGCACACCAUCCCUGAGUUUGCUGAGACCAUGGAGCUUAUUGACUCGGAUCCAAUGGCCUGGAGUGAAGUGGCUAGUUUCGACCUGUCUGAGGCUGUGAGCUCUCCUAAGCCCCCCACCCUUCCUGCAGCUUAUCCAGCUCUGGAGGCAGGUACAGAGGAUGUCAACUACCACCACCUCACUGGCCCUGCUGCACCGGAGCUGAGCAGACCACAGGUUGGAGUGGGGCAGGGGAAGCCCGUCCAUCACCCUGCCCCUUCCACAAGCAAGUUCAGCACCCCGCCCCCAUCCAUUCCGAGGAAGAAGACAAGAGAGAUGGGGGACCAUUCACCUGCUGAGGACAGACACUGUGUUCCUUUUACAGACAACGGCAACAGCUCACCCAAAGGCACACCAGUCAAAGGUUUGCCGUUCUCCCCCUCUCAGUUCUUCAACAUAUCUGGGGCAGAGCAUCUGAACCUUGAUAACCCUGCCCUCACAUCCACUCCAGUAUGCGGGCAGAAGUGCUUCCUUGGCACACCUCACCAGAGGGAAACCACGCCCAAACAUCAGAAAGAGAAUGCUGGUUUCAGGACCCCCAAGAUCCGAAAAUCCAUAAUGUGCCACGUCCCAAGGACACCCACUCCCUUCAAAAACGCCCUGGCUGCUCAGGAGAAGAUGCAUGGGCCCUUAAAAAUGGUGCCCCAGCCAUUGGCUUUCCUUGAGGAGGACAUUAGAGAAGUGCUGAAGGAGGAGACAGGAGCUGAUAUUUUCACUCAGAUGCAGGCCCUGCCUGAACACAGACUGUGUGAGGUGGAUGUCCCUGCCAGGAAGGUGAGGAAGUCUUUGUUGCUGGACACCUGGGGGAAGGACUGUCUCAAUGUGCAGCUGUUUUCUCAGCAGCAUGUAAGCAGUAACGAACAGUGCCACAACGAUGGCUUGCUGAGCAGCGCUCUGCUGAUGAGCCCCCUGGCUGAGGAAGAGGAGCUUGCUUGCUCGCCCGAUCCCAUAAAGGACGACACCCAGCCCCCCACCUGCACCCUUAGCCCACAGGCCAAAAAGGAGCUCCAUAUACACAGAAGCUCAGCCUUCCAAACAUCCACUCAGCUGAGCAGCGAGUGGGAGGCAGUGGUGUUCGGGAAGACUGAGGACCAGCUGAUCAUGACCGAGCAGGCCAGGCGCUACCUGAACUCCCAGCUGCCCUCCUGCACAUCCAGAGCUCUGGUGCUGUGAGCUUCGCACUAAGCAGCUGUCCCCGCUUCAACCCCACCCACAUGCUUCACCUUUUAGACAGUCUGCUGUAGGAGACUAAACAACCAUCUCUUAUGUAUAUGCCCACUAAAGACUUACAUGACAAAGUAUUGCAAAGUACUUUAAAACACAAGGAGGCACAAAAGAACCAUAGCUGGGUUUGUGACUAAAAGAACGCUACCUGACUUCCACUUACAAUUUCAUUUGUGCAUUGACAAAUAGUUCUAGAUUUGCUGAGGUAGGUGAAGUUAAUUAAAUAGACACUUCAUAUAACAGCUGUAGACAGCUGUGUCAUGAGUCAGAUUUGAGCAUUACAUUGUUGAAAGGGAAUUGAGCCCAAGAUUGUUGUUGUUGUUUGUUUGUUUAUUUGUUUGUUUUUAAUUCAGUUGUCUGUUACUGAAAUGGUAAGGGUGAAAAAUUCAACAGCUGAAUGUAGUUCCGUACAGAGAUUGCUUACAGUAUGGUCCAUUUACCAUCUGCCCUUUCAAUGCAUUUGGUGGCUGAGGAAGAAAGUGUUUGCUGUCUAGGAAUAUUCCAGUACCUUGGCUCUCAUCAUUUCAUUGCCAGACAACUGAAGAAUACAAAAAUAACAAGAAUGGGGUGCAGUUUCCCUUUGACAUAAGAGGACAUAUAGGAGUCUGUCUUCCAAGUUUUUAGCGUGUUUCUUUUAAGAGAAUGUUUAUAAAUGUGGCGUCUUAAGGAUUGGAGAGCACUGGCAGUGUUGCACUACUGAUUGUGGUUAAGGAGAGGAGCUCGAGCCGUUUUUACUGAUUGUGGUUAUCUGUAAAGGAGAGAUGCUCGGGCUGUUUCUUUGCAGGAACUGGAUAGCACUUGCGGUGUGACCGUUUCAGCUCAGAACACGGUGAAGGUUAAGCUCCGUGUUUUUGCUGAGUAUGACAACUCACUGAAUGUAUUGUACAGUGUUUUUCUGUGACGUAGAUUCAAAAAGAAGGGUACCUCUUUUGUUCAUCAUUCUAUAACUUAUUUUCUACUGUAAAACCUAAGUUGAGUUGAGAUGUUUAUUGAACACCAGUUUUAAAACAAACCUACCUUUGCUGAUGUACUCAUCUGUGACUGCAGCCUAAACAGCCUUUAUCUUAGUUGCUUAUUCAUUCUACCAGAAAUCAUGUUGGUACUGAUUUUAAUGCCUAGUCUCACAGAAGUAACACAUUCCAGGACAUUCACACUCUCUGUGAGAUGGAUGUCACCUUCAUUUAGGACUGUAGGGUCUAUUUAUUAAAUCUUUACUAAUUUAUUUAUUUUAAAGAUAUAAAGAGAAUCUUUAAUUUUAUUUUUGUUGUAUUAAGAGAGAGGAUUUGGCUACCUUUGAUGACAUUAUCUCCCAACAUUUUUUAAAUUACAUAUCCUGCAUCCAAUUUUCCAAUUAAUCUUUUUUAACAUUAAUUAAUUUCCAAAGUCUUGUCUCCUGUUUCAAGCCAGUUUAAUACUAUAAAGGUAUUCAGCCUCCAAAUGUUCCAUGUAGGCAAAUUGCACUUUUUAAAUGUUUAAAUGUUGGUUUGUUUAUAGUAUGUGUUGUUGUUGUUGUUGGGUUUUGUUUGUUUGUUUUGGGGGGGGCUUUAGUGUUUACAUUUAGUGAGAUUUUUAUGGUGGUGCCUGCUUGUUUAUUAUAAAAAUGAAACAUUGACAGGUGACAUUUGGAUAAGAUGGAGUUCCUCUCUCUCACUCACUAAUUCUGCUAGUGAAAAUGAAGGCUGUGCUAUUUGCUGCUGAGCAACAAACACAAAUGAAGAGGCCACAUACCAAUGCUAGAAACACAAGCACAAUUCUUUGGCAAUGUAGAUCCGUUAUCCUGCUCUUGUGUAUAGUGACAGUUAUGUUUACUGCUAUUUAAGGUAACCUUGGUUACAGUAGAGUCUUUGUUAAGGCAGUGCUUUAUUUCUGGAAAAAACAGCUCAUUGUGAAAUUACUCAUUAGUAUUAGAGCUUUUUGAAGAGGUCUGCAUUAAGGCUUUUUAAUUAAUACAAGCAUUGGUGAAAUGCAAAGACACUUAUCAGUUAUAACUCUAUACAUUGUUUAUCUAAUCACAAGGGCAUCCUGUCCUCAGGCAGAAUUUCUUUCCAUAGAGAACUACAUAAGGUGUGUGUUUCUAAAACGCCUGAGUUCACAAAGAUAUUUACCAUGUUGUAUAGCACAAGAUUCAAUAAUAUUUCAAGUAACGAUGCAGGUAACAGCUAAAAGACGUUUUUAUUUUGUUUAAUGUCUGAUACAUGUGUGUAUGUAUUUUGUCUUUGUAUUUAAUGUAGCUGUAAGUUUGCAAAAUUUCAUUUUCUAACAUUCAACCACCUAAUACUAAAUUUGAGAGGCGUAUGUAUAUGUAGCAGUUAAAAAAAAACAAAACAGUGCAUGCAAAGCAGUAUGUUCUUUUUAUCUGACAUCCACAUUUUCACAAGAUGUUUUUAUCGCUUACCUGCCUCUGAAU
Messenger RNA from Electrophorus electricus (electric eel), 4902 nucleotides. RefSeq names its product MYB proto-oncogene like 1 (gene mybl1). Gene Ontology annotation, cellular component: nucleus. Gene Ontology annotation, biological process: regulation of DNA-templated transcription. Lineage: Eukaryota; Metazoa; Chordata; Actinopteri; Gymnotiformes; Gymnotidae. The record is from RefSeq and is a predicted model, not a curated record. Gene Ontology annotation, molecular function: DNA-binding transcription factor activity, RNA polymerase II-specific; RNA polymerase II cis-regulatory region sequence-specific DNA binding.